This is a messenger RNA of Saccostrea cuccullata (small rock oyster), 896 nucleotides long. RefSeq lists its product as uncharacterized. NCBI's taxonomy places the organism in Eukaryota, Metazoa, Mollusca, Bivalvia, Ostreida, Ostreidae. The transcript has 10 exons. The record is from RefSeq and is a predicted model, not a curated record. The coding region runs from base 436 to 843 and encodes 135 amino acids.
CAUUUUAGUUUGCCGAGCUAGUCAUAUCUGAUUUGCCUCUAACAUUUAGUUGUCGUCCAGGUAAUCUGUAUCAAAUUAGACAAGGAAUUGGGAACCAGCUUUUGCAAGCCACAGAGCCCUUGUUUGAGCACUGCCGAGCGUGCAGUCUUCAUAGAGAAGCAAGACAAGAUGAGGAUUGGAUAGGAUGUAAGAAAUGUGACAAGUUCUUUCACUAUGGGUGUAUAGGAGUGUCUAAUUUUAUUUGUGGAAUGUGUUCCUCGCUUGAUCAACGUUCUGUGAAUCUGGAGCCUAAUCUGAGAAAAGAUCCUCCGAAGGUAUGGAAAAUCAGAAGACACUGUAAAGGAUAAUGUAGAAAGACACAAGGCCGUUGGGAGCAAAGUCAACGAACUUGAAAACAAUGUAGAUACAGAGAACAGCUAUGAUAAUGUUGAGAAAAUGGAAGAUGACAUCAUCAUUGAGAACAGAGAAGAGGAAGUUGAAAAUCAGGCUGUAUCAAGCCAGGAUAGAAUACAAACAGAUUUCAUAAACAGUCAUGUAAACAGUGUUGUUGCAUAUUUGGAGGAGAUUAUGGACUGCUCUGUACAAGACUGUGAAGAAGUUGAUCAUGCACGUCAUCAUCAGUUCAUAAAAAAUCCUUAUUUGAUGUACAAGGAGUUUACAAAAAAGUUCUGUUUUGGGGAGAAAUUUAUAAGCUCAGAGGUUAUGGAGCAUCUACAAACAGUGCUGACAGAAAAAAUGUGUGUCAGCAAGCCAGUACCUGGGUCCAUCUUCAAAAGAUACAGUUCAUAUCAACACCUGCAAAAUCAACACCUGGAAAAAAUCCUGAUAGAAAACAUGUUGUAAGUUUUUGUUCUUUUCCAUGAAAUUUGAGCCUCUAUGUACAUGUUAUUUUCACC